UGGGCCUGGAAUUUCAGCCCAAAUGUUGUCCAGGGCUGGAAGUCAAGGAAGUAUGGAUAAUUGGGCCUAAGAUUUCAGCCCAAAUAAUUGGGCUAGGGCUGCCCAGUUCCCACACACGCACGCUCUUCUCACGUGUUCUACCUCCUUCUAUCUUCAAUUCGAAUUUCUAAAUUCUAUAGCAGCAGCAGCCUCUCCUCUUUGUAGAGGGAAAGUAGUAAGGUUUCGGUUGGGUUCGGCUUGGAUUGAGUGGCUUCUUGAAGGAAUGACCGGUCGGUUCUCCAGUUCAAGGGGAAAUUUUCGGGUCAGAUCGAACCGCACCGGUUAUAUAUAUAUUUAAGGGUUUUACGUGCCUUCAAUUGUUCAUUUUCUUCGGCCUUCACUUCCGUCUUCCGAUUCCACUAGGCACCAAAUCAGUCGCAGCGCCAGAGCUCUCCCUCGUUCGUUCUCUUCUCCCCGCCUGGUCGCCGUGCCACUCGCCCUCGUUCGUCGUUGCCUCCUCUUCUCCUCUUCUCCCCUUGACUCGCCGUCGUUCCUCGUCUCUUCAUAUCAGACUUCAACCUUCAGCCGACCGUCGCCAUCGCCUCAAAACUUUUUACUCUUCUUUCUCUGCAGUCAGCCACCGUCCACUGCCAGCGCCGGUAACAUUUACUCUCCUCAAAAUUUCUUUUUGAUCUUUUAGCUCAAGUCUUUCCUGUACCCAAUGAUUUUAGUCACAAGGUUUGUUGGUUUCUACUGUACAGAUACCUGGGGUUUUGUCGAAACUUUGUCCAGCAUUUUUUAUUCAUUGUGUUCACUGUUAUUGUUUAUGCAUUUUGUGUUGGGAAUGGUUUCAGAUAGCCCGGUUUUCAUUAUUUUUGAAGCUCAAUCAACGAAACAACAAAGAAAGUGAAGCCAAGUAGAGCACUACAAUGUCUCUGUUCUUCCGCUUUUGCUCAGUACCUCCCCACAAGUGCCGACAGCAAAGCCACGUAUUUCAGAUAAGCCUUCGAACAUAUGCAGACGGCACAAUUAAAUGGGUUCGAGAUCGUGGUCUUGAUCAUGCUGUUGAGAGAGAGAAGAACCUUCUGCCGGUGAUGAAUAUAAAGAAUUUUAUAAAAUCAGAGCCGUCCAAGUCUGUUCCAGUUUCCAUCAUAACUCAGAAAAGGGAAGUUCUAAGGAUUCCGACGCGUCCCAUUGAUUUGAUCAGAAAAUAUCCCACCAUUUUUGAAGAAUUUCUCCCUGGAGGCAUUGGCAUUCAACCUCACGUCCGGCUAACUUCUCAGGUCCUUGAACUUGAUGCUGAAGAGCAGUUAACGAACCAAAGUGAAAUUUGUCGACAACAAGCUGCAGAUCGACUUGUGAAGCUCUUGAUGCUAUCGAGAGUCCAUAAAAUACCUUUAAGUAUCAUUGAUCAAUUGAAAUGGGAGCUGGGUCUUCCUAAAGAUUAUGUUCAAAGUAUAGUUCCUGAGUUUCCAGAUUACUUCAAAGUUGUAGGACACCAAAAUUUUGCAUCUGGAUGGGGCACUAAGCAAGCGUUGGAAUUGGUAUGUUGGAACAAUGAAUUGGCCACUUCAGUUUUAGAGAAGAUGGCCGCAAAAGGAAAACCCGGCAGCACAUCGAAGGGAAUGCAUAUUACUUUUCCUAUGAAUUACUCAAACGGGUUUGAGAUGGACAAGAAGUUCAAGAAGUGGGUGGAUGAGUGGCAAAAGUUGCCUUACAUUUCUCCCUACGAAAGUGCAACACAUCUCCCUCCAAGUAGCGAUGAAUCUGAUAAGUGGUCUGUUGCGAUUUUACACGAGUUUCUUCAUAUGCUUGUCACGAAGAAGACCGAGAAGGAAACUGUAUUGGGCAUAGGAGAGUACUUUGGCCUUCGGUCAAGGUUUAAGAGAGCAUUGCUUCACCAUCCAGGGAUAUUCUAUCUAUCGAGUAAGGCUGGAACCUACACAGUUGUCUUGAAAGAAGCGUAUAAGAGGGGUUCGGUAAUUGAGAGUAGCCCCUUGAUGAUCAUUAGAAACAAGUAUCUUCACCUUAUGAACACAGUGAAGGAAGACAGUAAAACCACUAGCAGCGAGCAUAAGAGUACUCGCCAACAGAAGCAAGAACAGAAAGAAGGGUCAGAUGAUGGAUCUGGGAAACAGAAUGAAGCUGAAUUAUUCAACUCCUCGGCGAACGAAGACGAAGACGAAGACGAAGACGAAGACGAAGACGAAGACGAAGACGAAGGUGAAGGUGAAGAUGCUAGUAGUAAUCAUAACAUUCAGGCAGAUCGAAAAGAGGAUGGACGUAGUAAAAGACAUGUUGAUCUCAAAGAAAAUGCUGUUAGAGACAGGAUGCGAUCAUCAAAGAGAAAGAACUCGAGUGCGAAAAGACCUUCUAGGGAUAGGGAUGCUAAAAGAGAGAGGUCAAAUAUGAGUAAGAGAUAUUCAGUGAGGACAAAGGUUUAGCGUAGUUUUGCUCGAGCAAUAGGCACAAUAUCAUUGGAAGUGCAAGCCUCCUGGAACUGGCCUUCGAAAGUUCUUUUUGGUGGGAAAGUUAACAUCCAAAUCUAUUUUAUAUUGGAGUGGAGAGAAGUGAAGCUCCUGAUGUGGUGGUACAAGAUGACUACUUAUUUGCCCGUUGUAUCUACCAGGAUAGAGCCUUACUGCCCAAAAUUGUUGUACUUAAAAUUUUUUAUUUCCUUUUCAUUAUUUACAAUUGGUUGGUAUUUUGAGGAAAGAUUUGAUUCGGCAAUUUCCUUCACUUUGGAUUGGUAAGCUGUAUUCAAUUAACUAGGCUUGGUCGGUUAACUAUAUCUCCCGAGUGUGCAUAGAAAAUGGACAACAAAAUUGUAUUUCCUUGAGAACUCUUUGAAAACAUUGGGUUCUCCA
Cucurbita maxima (winter squash) is the source of this 2846-nucleotide messenger RNA. RefSeq names its product protein ROOT PRIMORDIUM DEFECTIVE 1. The transcript has 2 exons. Lineage: Eukaryota; Viridiplantae; Streptophyta; Magnoliopsida; Cucurbitales; Cucurbitaceae. Bases 909 to 2423 code for a protein of 504 amino acids. Gene Ontology annotation, molecular function: RNA binding. The record is from RefSeq and is a predicted model, not a curated record.